Messenger RNA from Esox lucius (northern pike), 3002 nucleotides. It is a transcript of the gene smap1, whose product is annotated as small ArfGAP 1. The transcript has 11 exons. NCBI's taxonomy places the organism in Eukaryota, Metazoa, Chordata, Actinopteri, Esociformes, Esocidae. Gene Ontology annotation, molecular function: GTPase activator activity; metal ion binding. Gene Ontology annotation, biological process: regulation of clathrin-dependent endocytosis. Bases 160 to 1542 code for a protein of 460 amino acids. The record is from RefSeq and is a predicted model, not a curated record.
CGUUAGUGCUGCUAUCAGAAUACUAGUUCGACUUCUAACACACAGGAGACGUACAUACCUAGAGAUGGUCUUUUUUAAUGCCUUUUAAUUAAAUAGUUUGAAAGGAUACAGUAGUGUUUUGUUUUUGGGUACAGUAGCAACACCUUAACUUGUGGAGAGAUGUCGACGCGGUCGGAGAGAGAAAAAGCCCAGAAAUUGAAUGAGCAGCAUCAGGCCAUUCUGUCCAAAAUGCUCCGCGAGGACGACAACAAGUACUGCGCUGACUGUGAGGCGAAAGGUCCUCGGUGGGCAUCGUGGAACCUGGGGGUCUUCAUGUGUAUUCGCUGCGCUGGCAUCCAUAGGAACCUGGGAGUCCACAUUUCUAGAGUGAAAUCUGUCAACCUGGACCAGUGGACACAAGAACAGAUCCAGAGUAUGGUGGACAUGGGGAACAACAAGGCCAAACACCUGUAUGAAGCCCAUCUCCCAGACAACUUCAGACGGCCACAGACCGACCAAGCAGUGGAGUUCUUCAUCCGGGAUAAAUACGAAAGGAAGAAAUACUAUGACCAGAAUGGCCCCAAAACAGCUGCUAAGUCUUCUGAUGCUGCUUCAGGCUCUACAUCUCCUUCCUCUCCAGCUGCUGCUGCUGAGAAGAACAGACAGGAGAAGGAACGAGAGAAGAAGGAGGAAAAGAAGAGAGAAAAAGACCCUGAGAAAGUGAACAGACCAAGCUCCUCUGAGAAGAAGAAGCUGGAUCUUCAAGCAGACUCCAGAGCCAGUCCCAAGAGGACCCCGGAGCCGGUCAUUGACCUACUUGGCCUGGGUGGAGCUACAACCAGUUCCACCGCACCAGUUAGCGAUGAGGACAUCUUUGGUCCAAUGGUUUCCAACCCUCUGCCGUCAAGCGACAACACUCAGGCAGUCUCCAGUACAGCCUCGUCAGCGGGGUCAGCAGGGGGGUCGCUCGGCACUCCCCAAGCUGAGGUGGACCUCUUCAGUGAGAAGGGCAGCAGUGCCAAGACGGAGGAGGGGGCCAAGAAGCCCCUGUCCAAGGACUCAAUCCUGUCCCUGUACAGCACCACCACAGUCAGCCCCCAGCCUGCAGCCACAGCUGCUAUGUAUCUGGGCCAGCCUCCGAUACAGCAGUUCCCCAGUCAGCCUUCUGGACAGCCCAACUUCCAGGCCUUCCCAGCGAUGGGCGGAGCUAUACCACCCACCACCAUGAUGGGAGGGGUUAUGGCCCAGGGAGGUGGAGCAAUCAUGGCACAGAACUCCAGCAUGAUGAGCGGCAUGGCAGUGCCAGACGGUUACAUGGGCAUGCAGCAAGGCAUGAUGGGGCCUCAAGGCGGAGCUAUGCCUGCGGGGGCAGGAUCUUCACAGAUGUACGGAGCCAUGCAGCAGGGCCAGUGGAAUAUGAACCAGGUGACCCAGCAGAUGUCAGGCAUGGCCAUGAAUGGUGGGGUGGCAGCUCCGCCUGGUUUUGUCCAACCAGGUGCUCCCAUGGGAGGGUGGGCGGGGCCUCCUUCAGGCCAAACCCUCAGCACCCAGCUGUGGAAGUGAGGGGUGUUGGGGGGUUCAGAAUGGGAGAGCAACCGUGUUCCCCUUUCUCCUUUACCCUGCCCCACUGAGCCCAGAACAGGAAACAACACACGGAGGGCCAUCUACGGACUGCUUCCCUGUUCUCCCUCCUCCCCUUUUAUCAUCCUCUAGAGUCACCCCCCCCUUCUCCCACUCUGUGUGUUAAGAAGGGUAAAGGGCAAGAGGGUUGAGUCUCGAGGUGAAAACAGAUUGGCAGCUGUGUGUCGUCUGCAACUUUUACUUUCCCUUCUUUUUCCUGUUUCUUUCUUUCCUUUUUGUAAAACAAUAAGCUGCUGGACAAAUAAAACAGAGUAUAAUGAUCAUAAUAUAUCAUUACCUAAACUGAUACUGAGUAAAUAGAUAUUUAAGUGAAAGAUAUGGCUUUUAUGUCGGUGACUUUUCCGCCCCCUCCUCCCCAAACAGUCUUAUGUGUGUAUAUUAUACUGUCUCCUCCCAAUUGUCCCCCUGGGCCUAUCAGAGCCCCUGUAGCAAUGGUAUGAUCCAGUGCUGUAAUGUGUCAUGUUGUCUUCGACCACCCCACCCUUUUACUGUGGUGUUUAGUUGUGUGCAGUACAAGAACAAGCACAGUCAUGUCUGAUUCACACUACAGGGCCAAACCUAGCCGGGCUGAACUGGCCUGACCUGGUUAAACAUCCACCAUAGGUGCUGAAACCCACUGGAAAUGACCGAAGAAGACUAUCUGAGGCAACUCAGUGGGGGGGGGGGGGCGGGGGGGUCAAGCCGGCCGUGUAAUGUGAAGCAGGCAUUAGUCUGAGGCAAAUAAACCUGGACGACAGUAGACACUGACACGAGAGGUGUGUGUGUGUCGAGGAAGUGGGGGGCACCAACAUAAGUCACAGUGAUGACAUGAAGAGCCUGAUGAUUUGGGAAGUGCGGUGACGUGAUGAGCUUAAUGGAGUUGUCAGGAAUCAGAACAGGUGGCACCACAUCACGUGUACUUGACUGCACCUCCCUGUGGUGACAUAGUCUCCAUCUAAUCUUUCUUUAUGUCAUUCAAUAUAUUACAUUGUAGGGAAAUGAAUACAAUUGAACAAUAGGGGGCGAGUGGGUUUGCGCUAAGAAGGUACCGACAGAACAUACGCACACACAAGCACACAUACAAACUGACACUGUAGUGUAGCUCAGAUGUGGAGAUUCUACACAUACAGAAUCACUCUGCCAUGCAAUAACGAGAGGACACAGGAGCGCGCCCGUGUACACCCAGGAGAACGUGUCAUCCAGGUUUAUUUCUAAUGGUGUUUACAUUUUCUGGUGCCUAGUACAGAGAAAACGGAUAUUUUUUUCGUGCAUUUUACAGUGAAUAGACGUUUUUGUCCAAUGACUCUUUUAUUGUAAAGUUGUUGUUUUUCAUUUUUUUCCUUAUUUUUUUUGUUUCCUACUUUUACGAGUGGGUCAUUUGGAAUAAAAGUUGUUCUACAGGA